Messenger RNA from Theobroma umbraticum, 2200 nucleotides. RefSeq names its product Pentatricopeptide repeat (PPR) superfamily protein. Lineage: Eukaryota; Viridiplantae; Streptophyta; Magnoliopsida; Malvales; Malvaceae. The record is from RefSeq and is a predicted model, not a curated record. Gene Ontology annotation, molecular function: protein binding.
UCUAAAGCCCUAUUCUCCUCUGCUCUCCAUCGUCAUCUUCCUCCUAAAGCCGUCGUCCUCUUGUCGUUCUCGUUGGCCUUUACGGCUAAAGCUCUCUCUUCUUCCAGCGACUCUAUACGAUUAGAGAUCAAUUGAAAAUACUUUUUCCCUCCUUCAAUAACAUGAAAGCUCACAAAGUCCUCAGCUCUCAGAUCUUGAAACGGAAGGAGCUAAAAACAGUUGUUCCCCAUUCCUCUGCACUUUUCGCUUCAACCUCACAACUAGUCAACUCCGACCAAUCCCAAACUGCAUCAUCACAAAUAUCCCCUGAGCUCUUGAUUGAAACGGUCCGCUCUUCUCAGUGGCAUUUGAUCAAACACCAAUCACCAGAACUCAACCCAUCUGUUAUAUCAACCGUCCUCUUUAAUCUCUGCAAAACCCCGGAAUUAGCCCUCCAGUUCACUUCGCACAUCGAAUUCCAUCGGCUCGAUGUCAAAACCCGUUGCCUUGCCAUUGCAGUUGCCUCACGUCUCCCAUCCCCCAAACCCACUUUACAACUAUUAAAGCAAACCAUUUCUAGUGACAUUGCUAGUGUUACAAUCAUUUUCAAUGAGUUGGCACUCGCUCGUGACAGGUUAGGCACUUCAACUACUAUUCUUUUUGAUUUGUUAAUAAGAGCUUGUUGUGAAAUGAAGAGGGUUGACGAAGGAUUAGAGUGUUUUUAUAUGAUGAAAGACAAGAGUUUAAUUCCAAAGAUCGAGACUUGUAAUGAUAUGUUAAGUACGUUUUUGAAGUUGAAUGGAACUGAGAGUGCUUGGGUUUUGUACGCUGAGAUGUUUAAAAUGAGGAUUACGUCCAGCAUUUACACGUUUAAUAUAAUGAUAAAUGUGUUGUGCAAGGAAGGGAAGCUGAAGAAAGCAAAAGAAUUUAUUAAUUUCAUGGAGAAUUUAGGGGUUAAACCGAAUGUUGUUACUUAUAAUACAAUAGUUCAUGCUUAUUGUUCGAGAGGAAGAGUUGAAGGAGCUCGUUUGGUUUUGAAUGCAAUGAGAAGUAAAGGUAUUGAGCUGGAUUCUUACACGUAUAGUUCUCUUAUUAGUUGUAUGUGUAAGGAGAAAAGACUUGAGGAAGCAUCUGAGAUGCUUGAGAAGAUGAAAGAAAUGGGAUUGGUUCCAAGUGCUGUCACUUAUAAUACCUUAAUUGAUGGUUAUUGCAAUUAUGGGGGUUUGGAAAAGGCAUUCAGUUAUCGAGAUGAAAUGGUUGAGCGGGGUAUAUUACCAACUGUCUCAACUUACAAUUUGUUAGUUCAUGCACUGUUUAUGGAAUGUAAAAUGGGUGAGGCAGAUGAUUUGGUUAAAGAAAUGAGAGAAAAGGGGUUGGUUCCUGAUGAGAUUACAUAUAACAUCUUAACUAAUGGAUACUCCAGGUGUGGAAAUGUGAAGAAAGCAUUCAGUUUUCAUGAUGAGAUGUUAGCAAAGGGGAUUCAACCUACACAGGUAACUUAUACGUCACUUAUUUAUGUUUUAGGUAGACGGAGUAGAAUGAAGGAAGCAGAUGACCUGUUUGAAAAGAUAAUGAGUAAGGGUGUCAUAGUAGAUGUUGUAAUGUUCAAUGCAUUGAUUGAUGGUCACUGUGCCAAUGGCAAUAUGGAGCGUGCAUUUUCAUUAUUGAAGAAAAUGGAUAAAUUGAAUGUUUCUCCUGAUGACGUGACUUACAAUACUUUGAUGCAAGGGCAUUGUAGGAAGGGAAGAGUCGAAGAAGCUCGUGAGCUUCUUGAUGAGAUGAAAAGAAGGGGAAUUAAACCUGAUCACAUUAGUUACAACACUCUAAUUAGUGGAUAUAGCAGGAAAGGUGAGGUGAAGGAUGCAUUGAGAGUUCGUGAUGAGAUGUUGAGUAUAGGUUUUAAUCCCACCCUUCUCACUUAUAAUGCCCUUAUUCAAGGGUUUUGCAAAAACCAGGAAGGAGAUCUUGCUGAAGAUCUUCUUAAGGAGAUGGUUAGUAAAGGCAUUACCCCUGAUGACAGCACUUACUUGUCUUUGAUUGAGGGGAUGGGGACAAUUGAUCACUCUGUGGAAAGUUGUAACCCUUGCUGAGGACAAAGAAAGGUGUGUGGGCAUGUUUAUAACUUGUUUGCAUGGUUGUUUCUCCAAAACCAUGCAAUUGAAUGAUGCACUGUGUUUAACAAGCCCGUAGGGUCAUGCAGAAUGAAGAUGAAGAGAUGUCA